This is a messenger RNA of Suillus fuscotomentosus, 880 nucleotides long. RefSeq lists its product as uncharacterized. The record is from RefSeq and is a predicted model, not a curated record. NCBI's taxonomy places the organism in Eukaryota, Fungi, Basidiomycota, Agaricomycetes, Boletales, Suillaceae. The annotation marks the transcript as partial. Gene Ontology annotation, molecular function: acyltransferase activity. The transcript has 6 exons.
CUAGCUGCAAAGAAUCACGCACACUUCGUCAAGAACCCAUAUUCACAGUUCCGUAAUGGAUGGACGGUUGAACAGGUCCUACAAGCACCUAAGAUUACUGCUCAACUCACGAAGUUCAUGUGCAGUCCUACAUCGGAUGGUGCAGCCUGCUGUAUCAUUGCAUCAGAAGACUUUGUACAUGCCCAUGGAUUGGAGAAUCAAGCCAUUGAAAUAGUUGCGCAAGGCCUUGAGACGGACGACCCUGCUGCGUAUGAUACUAAAAGUGCUAUGGAGGUUGCCGGCUACGGGAUGUCGAAGCGAUGUGCUGACAAUGUAUUUAAAGACGCUGGCUUUGCUGAUGGUGAAGGACGCGACUUGGUUGGCGUGGUUGAGCUGCAUGACUGUUUUUCCGCAAACAAACUCAUUACAUAUCCUGCCCUUGGACUUUGUGCCCCUGAUGAGGCCCAUAAGAUGGUCGAAAGAGGUGACAAUACGUAUGGCGGCAAGUAUGUUGUAAACCCGAGCGGCGGUCUUGAAGCCAAAGGACAUGCACUCGGGGCUACUGAUCUGGGUAUGCAUUUUUAUAUAACAAGUGAGCAUUCUAUUAAGUUGGUGAUAUUUGGCAUGCAAGCACCUGGCUUAUUCGACAUCCCGGACAAACGGGGAAAAUUCGGUCUUGUUCACAAUAUUGGUAUUGGGGGUGCAGUGGUCGUUAGUCUACUCUGCAGGCCUGAGUUUUACAAAGCAGGGGGUAUUGACGGCCAGGCUAGACUGGGAUACAAUCACGCUUAUGAAUGCCGGCCUGUUACGCUUGCAGAUAUCGACAAAGUUAAGUCGAAGAAAUCAUCGAAGUUUGUUCUUCAGCAUGCAAAACUUUGAAAAGCCUAUGAAAUAUUUUCUA